GGCACUGACUGGCAUCACUGCUGGGCACUGACUGGUGGCACUGACUGGCACAACCCCUGGGCACUGACUGGUGGCACUGACUGGCAACACUGCUGGGCUGCACUGGUGGGUGGCACUGGUGGGCACAGGUGGGUGGCACUGCUGGGCACAGGUAGGUGGCACUUCUGGGCACAGGUGUGUGACACUGCAGAGUAGCACAGGUGGGCGGAGCUAGUGGGCGCACUGCUGGGCACAGGUGGGCGGAACUUGCGGGUGGCACUGCUGGGCACCGAUCAUCAGGGCACUGAUCAUCAGUGCCCUGAUGAUCGGUGCCGAUCCCUGCUCUGACAACUGCCAGUUCUCGGCAGUACUUUCCUCACGAUCUGACAGCGUGAGGAAAGUGCAGCCGAGAACCGGCACUUGCAU
Staurois parvus is the source of this 405-nucleotide messenger RNA. The record is from the annotation of a GenBank genome assembly. Lineage: Eukaryota; Metazoa; Chordata; Amphibia; Anura; Ranidae.